AUACAAUGUGUUGUGUGGGCUGCAUCGAAAGCGAGGGUAGAUACAGAUGAAGAAGAAAGUUCUGAUGAAGACGACGAAGACGCGGAGAGAAACACACCAAACGAAGAGGGUGCACUGUUGGAGACGGAGAAAGAGGUUUUAAGAAAUGUGCAGUUGACCGAUCUCUUAGCUGUUUACGCGCAAAUCCCCGAGACGAAGAGGCCACUGCAGGAGACGAUAACGGGGACCAAAUCGUGGAUGCCGAUGAUGACGAUGACACCACACACGCGUUAAAGAACUCGCUCGCACAAACCUUACCGGGGUCUUUGGAUAACCGUCACCUCAGUCUCUUACUGGAAAAGCGUUUACAGCAAAACGAAGAGAGGAUGCGGCGGGAGAUGCAACGGCACGAGAGAUUUCAACAGCGUCUCAGAUCGAAGGGCGUCUCCGAAGAAAAUGUACGUUUACUACCCCACGAUCCAAACGAUCCCCUUCCCACGCCGAUAAGAAAUGAUCUGGCCACUCACGAACAGAUGAAAGCCGGUGCGGAUCGAAAAGAGAAGAAGAAGAGGUCAAGGGAAGCAUUCCAGUCACCAUGGUUGAGGAAUACAGAAUACAUGGUCACCCUGGAAUCACGUAUUUCGCCUGACACGAGAGACUCAAUGGAUGCCCUGCGUGAAAUCCUAGAAGAAAAGCUCAAGGACCACCACAACAACUUAGGAACUCUUGGAUGCCAGGAAGCCCUUGCGGAGAGGAAAAAGGUCUGCGUGGAGCUGGAACUGUUGAGAAAGGAAGACCAACACUUGGUGAAAAGCCUCUCCGAAGCGCUGCCAGUCCCGAGCUCGAGCCAGAGAGAAGAAAUGGAAGAGGUAUUAGAGCAAGAAAAACCGAGAACGCCGAAUUACUUGCUCCACGACAACCAGGAACAAUAUGGCACGCAGUCGCCGUGCACGUUCAGCUACGUUACUGGAUCUGACGAUGACAGCGAAAAUGACGAAGCGACAUUUUUCAUGACUCCUGUCCCUAGC
Messenger RNA from Porites lobata, 1007 nucleotides. Lineage: Eukaryota; Metazoa; Cnidaria; Anthozoa; Scleractinia; Poritidae. The record is from the annotation of a GenBank genome assembly.